AUGGAGCUCUGCAACGCUCUCUUGGCCACCCUCGUAAUCCUUUUCCUCACAACAUGCAAAGCUGCCAAUUCCAAGCUAUUCAGGGAGUACAUUGGAGCAGAAUCUGACUCAAUCAAGCUAUCCCAUGUGCCUAUAAAUUCCAAUGUGGAAUUCCAUUUCAUUCUUGCGUUUGCAAUUGACUACACAAACCUGGAAAAACCUUCACCCACCGAUGGAAAAUUCAAUCCUUUUUGGGCAUCAACCCAUAUCACUCCUCAAGAAAUUGCUUCAAUAAAAGAUAAAUACCCUAAUGUCAAGGUUGUUGUAAGCUUGGGCGGAGAUAGUAUUGGUAAAGAUCACAAGGCAUUUUUUGCACCUAAGUCUAUAAAAUCUUGGGUGCAAAAUGCCAUUUCUUCAUUAACUAAUAUGAUCAAAGAUUACAACUUGGAUGGGAUCGAUAUUGAUUAUGAGCACUUCAAAUCAGAUCCUAGUACAUUCUCCGAGUGCAUCGGACAGUUGAUAACCAGUCUUCAGAAAAGUGGGAUAAUAUCAAUUGCUUCAAUUGCACCCUAUGAUGACGAUGGAGAAGUCCAGAGCAAUUACUUGGAGUUGUGGAGAAAUUAUGGGAAUUUAAUAGAUUAUGUGAAUUUUCAAUUUUAUGCCUAUGAAAAAAUUAGUACAUCUCAAUUUGUUAAGUAUUUUAAUAAACAAGCUAAACAUUAUGGAGGGGGUCAAAUCCUUGCUAGCUUCAGUUCUGAUGGUAGCAAUGGAGGUUUAAGCCCUGAAAAUGGGUUUUUUGAAGCAUGCAAGGAACUCAAAAAUGAAGAAAAGUUAGGAGGUAUAUUCAUAUGGAGUGCUGAUGAUUCCAAGAAACAUGGGUUCGAACGUGAAAAAGAGUCACAGGCCUUUUUAGCUUCUUGA
This is a messenger RNA of Jatropha curcas, 900 nucleotides long. RefSeq names its product chitinase 2. Gene Ontology annotation, biological process: carbohydrate metabolic process. The record is from RefSeq and is a predicted model, not a curated record. Gene Ontology annotation, molecular function: hydrolase activity, hydrolyzing O-glycosyl compounds. Lineage: Eukaryota; Viridiplantae; Streptophyta; Magnoliopsida; Malpighiales; Euphorbiaceae.